Molecule: messenger RNA, 513 nt
Organism: Linum tenue
Lineage: Eukaryota; Viridiplantae; Streptophyta; Magnoliopsida; Malpighiales; Linaceae
Source: the annotation of a GenBank genome assembly
AUGUUUGUUUCGACAGGCGAUGAGAAGGAAGAAAUGAACGACAACCCGAUCGAGCAGGUCCGACUUACAGUUCCGAUCACCGACGACCCGACCCAGCCGGUCCUAACUUUCCGAACAUGGGUCCUCGGAAUCCUCGCCUGCGCAAUUCUUUCCUCCGUCAACCAAUUCUUCGGCUACCGUCAGAACCAGCUCUUCGUCGGCUCGGUCUCCAUCCAAAUCGUGGUGCUCCCACUCCGGAAGCUAAUGGCGGCAACUCUGCCUACCAGGAAAUUCAAAAUUUCCCCCUUUUUGGACUACAAAUUGUCGAUGAAUCCGGGGCCGUUCAACAUGAAGGAGCACGCCCUCAUCACCAUCUUCGCCAGCUCGGCUCGAGGGAGUGGAGGUUGUUCCGUCACUAUAUUUUUCAUUUUGGUUUUGUGCUGCUACUUCAAGCUUUAUAUGGCUAUUUCAGUUUUUUUUUUUUUUUGCGAGAACGCAGCAUGCCAAAAAAAAAUUCAAAUGGGGUGUUUAUGA